GUCCUGUACCUCGGCAUGUGCUACUUCGGCCCGAAGAUCAUGGCGAAGAGGAACGCGUUCGAUCCGAAGGGGUUCAUGCUCGUGUACAACGCGUACCAGACCGCGUUCAACGUCGCGACCGUGGCGCUGUUCGUCACGGAGCUCAAGCGCCUGAGCGUCGACCCGUGGGGCGGCCGACUGAAGUGGAAAAACCCGGAAUCGUUCCGCAUCUGCCUCGGCAUCUGGCUCCACUACAACAACAAGUACCUCGAGCUGCUCGACACCGUCUUCAUGGUCGUGCGCAAGAAGACCGAACAGGUGUCCUUCCUGCACGUCUACCACCACUGCCUCCUCAUCUGGGCGUGGUGGCUCGUGUGCUUCACGAUAAAAAACAACGAUUGCGUCGACGCCUACUUUGGCGCGUGCAUGAACGCGGGGAUUCACGUGAUCAUGUACUCGUACUACCUCAUGGCCGCGCUGAAGAUCGCGUGCCCGUGGAAGAAGUACAUCACCCAAGCGCAGAUGCUGCAGUUCGUGAUAUGUUUCGCGCACGCGGUGUUCGUGUUGAGAGACGGGCACUGCCCGCGCGUGUUGCCGUACUCGCAGAUGUUCGUCAUGGCGAACAUGCUCUACCUCUUCGGGCAGUUUUACGUCAAGUCG
Molecule: messenger RNA, 639 nt
Organism: Micromonas pusilla CCMP1545
Lineage: Eukaryota; Viridiplantae; Chlorophyta; Mamiellophyceae; Mamiellales; Mamiellaceae
Exons: 1
Biological process (GO): very long-chain fatty acid biosynthetic process; fatty acid elongation, saturated fatty acid; fatty acid elongation, monounsaturated fatty acid
Cellular component (GO): endoplasmic reticulum membrane
Molecular function (GO): fatty acid elongase activity
Source: RefSeq, a predicted model, not a curated record